This is a messenger RNA of Branchiostoma floridae (Florida lancelet), 846 nucleotides long. Its product is annotated as TBC1 domain family member 7-like. The record is from RefSeq and is a predicted model, not a curated record. The transcript is spliced from 6 exons. Lineage: Eukaryota; Metazoa; Chordata; Leptocardii; Amphioxiformes; Branchiostomatidae. Gene Ontology annotation, biological process: activation of GTPase activity; negative regulation of TOR signaling. Gene Ontology annotation, molecular function: GTPase activator activity. The coding region runs from base 127 to 846 and encodes 239 amino acids.
UCUAAUAUCCCAUCAGCCUUUGUAAUCCAACAUGGCAGCGCCCAUGAAUUAUUUUGGUCGGAAAGGAAAACAUCGGUGAUUUUCAGCGAUUUUCAAUCCAAAUCCAACCUUGCUACGUAUGACACGAUGGUGGACGAUCCCCAAAGAAACUUCCGCUCCCACUACUACGAGAAGGUUGGUUUCCGGGGUGUUGAGGAAAAGAAAUCGCUGGAAAUCUUGUUGAAAGAGGAGACCAUCGCCUUGAGUAAACUGCAGACAUUUGUUUUGAGAUUUCCUCUCCCCGCCCUCUUUAGGCCGCUGGUUUGGAAAGUGCUACUCGGUGUCCUUCCUGUCCACAAAGAUGCUCAUGAGUUUGUAGUGAGACAGAAGGAGGAGCAGUACCAGGACAUGAAGCAUGCUCUCGUCGUGAUGAGGUACAUCAACAACAACUCUUCACUCCCCAACAUCUUCCUCAACAUGCACCAGAUGGAGGAAGGCAGACUGUUGCUGGAGGAACCAGAGGAACUACUGCCGGCUGAUCAGAACUAUGUUACCAUAGCAACCAGGAUGACAGAGAUGUUGGAGGAUGAAGUCUUCAUCUUCUUCCUGUGUGAGGAGUUUCACAGAAGGCUACAGGAGCCAAAGUUCAAAGAGUCCAUCCCCCAGAUGAUAAAGAGACUUGUGCAGUACCUCCAGACUGAGGACCAGACCCUGUACACACACAUGCUCAACACAGGCAUCCUGGGAGCUCUGCCCUGUGAGAGGUGGUUCGGCACGUGUUUCGCUCACAUUCUGCCUGAAGCCUGCGUGCAAAGAAUCUGGGACAAGGUGAUAGCUGGUUCCUACCGGUUCCUGCUGCCUGCCUGA